Messenger RNA from Limanda limanda (common dab), 1842 nucleotides. Its product is annotated as acidic mammalian chitinase-like. The coding region runs from base 62 to 1528 and encodes 488 amino acids. Gene Ontology annotation, biological process: carbohydrate metabolic process; chitin catabolic process. Gene Ontology annotation, cellular component: extracellular region. Lineage: Eukaryota; Metazoa; Chordata; Actinopteri; Pleuronectiformes; Pleuronectidae. The transcript is spliced from 11 exons. Gene Ontology annotation, molecular function: chitinase activity; chitin binding. The record is from RefSeq and is a predicted model, not a curated record.
GCAAAACAAAUUCAGUCAGUGUUCACUUUCGACUGCAAGAGCUCAGCCGAGGACGUUCACCAUGAACAAGCUAAUUCUACUUGCAGGUCUCUGUCUUUCCCUUGGCAGUUUGGUGUCAUCUGCCAGACUGGUGUGUUAUUUCACGAACUGGUCCCAGUACAGACCCGGCAAUGGGAAGUUUAUGCCGUCCGAUGUUGACCCAAAUCUGUGCACCCACCUGAUCUAUGCCUUUGGUGGUAUUAAUUGGGCAAAUGAGUUAGUCACCAUAGAAUGGAAUGAUGACCAACUCUAUAAAUCCUUUAAUGGACUCAAACAGAGGAAUUCAACUCUUAAAACACUGUUGGCAGUUGGCGGCUGGAACUUUGGAACGCAAAAAUUCACAACCAUGGUGUCAACUCAAGCAAACAGAAACAAAUUCAUCCAGUCCUCUAUCAAACUACUAAGACAGUAUGGUUUUGAUGGAUUGGACCUGGACUGGGAAUACCCCGCUUCGAGAGAAAGUCCUCCUGAGGACCGGCAGAGAUUCACUUUGUUAUGCAAGGAACUCCUGGAGGCCUACGAGGCCGAGGGGACAGCGGCCGGCAAACCCAGAUUACUUAUCACUGCUGCUGUGCCUGCUGGGAAAGGAACCAUCGAUAAAGGCUACGAAAUUGCAGAGUUGGCAAAGUACCUGGAUUUUAUCAAUGUGAUGACCUACGAUUUUCAUGGCACCUGGGAAAGGGUGACGGGACAUAACAGCCCGUUGUUCAAAGGGUCCCAUGAAACCGGGGACAAUGCUGAGUUAAAUACUGACUUUGCUAUGAAGUACUGGCGGGACAAGGGAACACCUGUGGAAAAGCUCAAUAUGGGAUUUGCCACAUAUGGGCGAACCUUUCGCCUGUCGUCUCAGUCCAGUGCGGUCGGAGCACCGACCAGUGGUCCCGCAGCUGCUGGUGCUUUCACGAGGGAGGCUGGCUUCUGGUCCUAUUAUGAGAUUUGUACUUUUCUUCAAGGGGCGAGUGUCCAGUUGAUUGAGGACCAGAAAGUUCCCUAUGCCAUUAAAAACAAUGAGUGGGUCGGAUAUGACAACAGAGAAAGUUUUGCGACUAAGGUUCGUUACCUAAAAGAAAACAGUUUUGGAGGAGCCUUUGUCUGGGCUCUGGAUCUGGAUGACUUCCAUGGACAGUUCUGUCGACAAGGAAACUACCCCCUCAUCAAUUAUCUUCGUUCUCUUUUGGCCUCAGAUCUUCCUGCCCUUCCCGCCACAGAAACGCCUCAGACUCAAGUGACUCCAACCAAAGACCCUCCAUACGUUACCCCUCAUCCAAGACCCACAAUCCCCACAAUCCCCACAAUCCCCACAAUCCCCACAAUCCCCACAUCACCCAGUACUCCAGACAACUUCUGUGCUAAAAAGCCCGGAGGGAUUUAUCCCAAACCUGAUGCCCCAGGUUCUUUUUACAAUUGUGCCAACGGCAUCACUUGGAUCCAAAACUGCCCCCCUACUUUAGUCUUCCGCCCGAGCUGCAAGUGUUGUGAUUGGCCCUAAAAGCUUCAACAUUCUUAGUCAUUUCACAUGCUGUGGUUAUUAAUAGUGAGGUUUUAAAAAAUCAUAACCUACAAUUUCAUGUUUUGUGUGAUGUAAAUUUCCAAAAACUAUGCAGGAAUUUACAGUAUACUCAGUAAACAAUCGGUGCACUAUAUAGGGCACAGGAAUGUCACUGACAUUCGGACAGCAUUACAAAAUGCUAACGAUUUUAAUGUCAGUCAAUAUAAAUAAUUAUAUUAUAAUAAGAAUUUGAUUGAGAACUUUGAUUUUGUCAUUAUCUCCUUUUAUUAAAGAAAAAAAUUCUAUGAAUUCAA